Bactrocera tryoni is the source of this 4158-nucleotide messenger RNA. Its product is annotated as knirps-related protein. NCBI's taxonomy places the organism in Eukaryota, Metazoa, Arthropoda, Insecta, Diptera, Tephritidae. Gene Ontology annotation, molecular function: zinc ion binding; sequence-specific DNA binding; DNA-binding transcription factor activity. The transcript is spliced from 4 exons. Gene Ontology annotation, biological process: regulation of DNA-templated transcription. The record is from RefSeq and is a predicted model, not a curated record. The coding region runs from base 144 to 2504 and encodes 786 amino acids.
AAUAUUAUUUGCUACAGAAAUACAACAACAAACAAACUACAGCUAUAUAUAUUCGGAUAAAUUUUCGGAUAGCUUAACUUAGUUUCCUGCAUUCUAUAUAAGAUUUUUUAAACUACAAAAGCAACAACUCAUAACAUAACAAAAUGAUGAAUCAGGAUAAUCCUUAUGCGAUGAAUCAGACUUGCAAGGUCUGUGGAGAGCCGGCAGCGGGUUUUCAUUUUGGCGCAUUUACUUGCGAGGGUUGUAAGUCCUUCUUCGGCCGCUCUUACAACAAUCUAUCCUCCAUCAGCGAUUGCAAAAAUAACGGUGAAUGCAUAAUCAAUAAGAAGAAUCGCACCGCCUGCAAAGCUUGCCGGCUACGCAAAUGCCUGCUCGUGGGUAUGUCCAAGAGUGGUUCACGUUAUGGCCGACGUUCGAAUUGGUUCAAGAUACAUUGUCUCCUACAAGAGCAGCAGCAGCAAGCAGCGGCAGCAAUGGCAGCACAUCAUAAUAAUCAGCAGCAGGCAGCAGUUGCAGCCGCCCACGCAGCGGCACAACAUGGCGGACCACCACUUAUGCCAGGGCAGAAACCACCGGUGCCGCACGGCUUGUCACCACAUGCACCGCCCAGCAGCGUUGCAGCAGCUGCCGCACUUGGCAUGCUGGGUCAUGCAGGCGCCUACCCGGGACUCUAUCCGCCACGCACAAAGGAGGAAUUGCUUAUGUUGGGACUCGAAGAGUACGCUGCGGCAGCAGCUGCAGCCAAACAUCCAGCCACAGCAUCACCAGCCGUCAGCUCACCCGAUUCGCACAAUUCAGAUAACUCAUUAGAAAUGAGUACGCGUGGUAGCGCUGGCGCCAAUGCGCUGCUACACUUGAGCGCCAAACAUGCCCCAGAAGCCGGCGGUGCGUCAGCGACAGCGCCGCCACCACCGCAACUACGCAAAGACUUGCCACAUUUCCUGCCGUUGCCAUUCCCCGGACUCGGUUCGAUGCCAGUCAUGCCACCACCUGCCUUCCUACCGCCGUCGCACUUGCUCUUUCCUGGCUAUCAUCCAGCCUUGUACUCACAUCAUCAAGGGCUGCUGAAAACUUCAGCGGAACAGCAACAACAGGCCGCCGCGGCUGCUGCCGCUGUGCAUCAAUUAUUCAAUUCAAAUAAUGUUACGCAAAAUCGUUUACCACCCGCGAUGCAAGCGCCCAGCUCACCAUUGACAACGGCUGCCACUGCGCCAUACAGUAAUAAGUUGGAUGCUUGUAAGGAUGCGGAGCGCGUAGCGCAAAGUUCGAAGUGUGGUGACACGCUCAACAACAAUCACAUACCCAAUGGCGGCAAGGCGGCAGAGGAGCUCACGAAGCGUUUCUAUUUAGACGCUGUGCUCAAGUCGCAGCGCAAUAGUCCGCCGCCAACAACCACGAAAUUGCCCGAACAUCCGAAACACGAUUACUCCAUCUCCGCUCUGGUGACGCCGAAUUCAGAGAGCGGCCGCGAGCGUUUACGUAGUCGGCAAAGCAACGACGAAGACGAGGAAUCUGAGGAGCGGAAUGAUAUUACGCGGCGUUCCACAACUGCUGCUAAUGAUGCGCAUGCGCUUAUAGGCAAUGGUGGUGAUAUUGACGAACGGGCCAAGGCGCAGUGCGAUAAUGAUGAAGAUGACGACGAGGAACUGGUCGUGUCAAUGACGCCGCCGCAUUCGCCUGUGAAUAAUCGCACGCUCAACAGCGGCGCGGAUAAUGGUACCACUUCGACUAAUACAAACAAUACUACCAACAACACGCCCGCCACUACACCAACGCCAGCUGUGGCGACGCUACCGACCGUCUCCCCCACAGCGGCGAAGUCGUCACACCAACAGGACAACCCAAUUGAUUUGAGCAUGAAAACGUGCAGUUCAGUGGCAAGCAGCUCACUUAGUAGCAAAUGCAGCUCAACUGGCUCGGUGCAAGCAACAGACAGCGACAACGAAAUCGAGUGUGUAGGUGAGCAGGAAGAACAGACGAAGUGUCGACAACACAGUAAGGAUGCCGAAAAGCAAAUGCAAAGUUGCAAGCUGCUUGCAGAGUGCGCGGUGGAACCAUUACUCCAGGUGGACAUUGAUGACUCGGAUAAACCAAUUGACACAAGGCCGCUUAAGUUAUGUGACAGCAAUAAAAACAACAAUAAUAAUGACAACAACAGCGCUAACAACAACAAUAACGGCAACAAAAGUAAUAACAACAACAGUAAUAACAGCAACAACAAUUCAACGCAUCUUAUCAACUCAAGCGAUAGCGAUGAAAGCGUUCUGCAAUUGGACGCCGUGAAGCGUAAAUUACAUCCCGUUAGCAGCAAGCCGUCAGAAGGUGACGUGCUGAACGCCAAACGUUUGAAAUUGAGCGCUGCAGCCACGGCGUUGGAGUGCGCUGCCAAUAUAAAAUUAGGUGUAGACGAUUGUGUCGGCGCGGCGUCUAAGGCAACAAGCGACUUGCCGGCAAGAGCGACGGCAACAACAACCAUACCAUUGGAUUUGACCACUAAGGUUUAGACUUUCUUUAUUUAGUGAAGAUAUUACUGUUUAAUUUUUUUGUUGUUGUAAAUCAUUUUUAUAAAGUAUAUUUGUUCGUAAAACUUUCCACAAGAAUUUUGUUGAGAUCUUUGAUCAGUUUCUCUAGACCACAACUACUAGAUAACUAGGUAUUUCAUUUCUGACUUGUAAACACUAGCUUCAAAUUCUGUUUUUUGUCGUCUAAUCAUUUAUGAUUUCUUUGAGGAUUACUACAAGUUUCUAUAGAUCACUGAUCCGCAGUCAGCAAAGUUUUGAAAAUCUUUAUGGUCUUUCUUAUUAAAGCUACUAACUCGAAGUAGCUGUAAAUUACCAUACGUUUUCUUCGGACGAAACUGAUGAUCUUACAGAUUAGAGUAUAGAGAUCACUGACCUUUUGCUAUCAAUACUUUGAAAUUCGCCAUAUCUUUCCCUCCCCUAAAUGAUACUUCCUUCAAAUGACAAAUAAAUGACCGAAUUGUUAGCAUGUGAUCAUAUGAUUCUUUAAAAAUUAUCUUGUGAUGAUCUAAUCCAUCGUACUGAUUCAUUUAUUUGUGGUAACAAAAAAGUGGUAAUUAUUUAUGCAGCAAUUUUCCCAACUGUCACUUAUUCAUUUUUCACCUUACUGCACUCAGUAUGCCUUCACAAGCGAUCAUCUGUGAUCUCCCACCAAGUCAUCGUGUUUCCUUUCUAAAACGAAAUUAAAGCAAAAAUCAUUAUAAAUUAUGGCUGCGUGCUUGCAAAAGUCAUCGACUGCUAUAAAUACCACAGCAAAGCGCUAUAGCAGCGCAAGCGCAUAACAAAUUGAGUUCAGCCGUCGCAAGCGUGGCUAAAACAUACAUACGAACACAAAAACCAGGGUAAUUAACGAAUUUUUCGGUCAUGUUAUCACUUCAUUGCCAUUAAAAUAAAGAUAUAUUGACUAUCAACCGAAAAUGGCGAAAUAGAUAAAAAGAAAUUUGCUUACAAAUAGCUAAAGCACAGCAGUGGCGCGCAAAUGGCGAGCGUGUACAAGCAAACCAACGCUGAUUUGCAUGCAAAUUUCGCUAAGCGCACAGCGGGCGGGCCAAUCAGUUGGCAGCGCUUCAGCUAGCUGGAGUAUUUUGUCGGGCGCAAAUAUCAUUAUUGAGCUGUAUAACUGCACCAUUUUGUUGGAAUUAAUUUGUGAGUGUAAAUUCGUAUGUAUUCACAAACAUAUAUAUAAAUAUAUAAUAUUUUACUACCUUCUUCAUUACUUGCUGAUUUUAUAACGCUGCUCCACUCGUUCGGCACUAAUGCCACUGCUGUUAUAAUUCUAGCUUUUAUGGCAUAGCAAAAUAAUAAAUUAUUUAUGGCGUUCGCAAUAAAUAAAAACUCUUAAUGCCAUUUGGCAAAGCAGUUGACUUCUUAAGUUGACAAAAGCAGUCACCGAAGUGGUGACAAAAUGGUUACAAAAAUAUUUCAGAAAUUUUAUUAAGCAGUUUAUAUGUGCUUAAAGUAGUGGCAAAUGCUAUGGGUCUAACAAAUGUGUCAUAAAUUUAUUUAUAUUGUUAUGACAUAAAAAUAUGAAUGCUCAAAUUAGUAUGGCGCACCGCAAUAGAAAUAAUAUGAAAUAUAUUUUUUUUAACAUUUUUAACACCGACAAUUAAAUAGAUUAUUAAAAAAAACAAAAAGUCAA